GGCGGCAGAUAGGGUUGGGGACUCUCUUAUAAGUUUGGUUUAGGUCUCUCUCUCGGCCCCCUACAAUCCCACAGUCCCAACGUCCCGACAGUGAAAGGCGGACCACAGCUAAAACCAGCUCAGAGGAAUUUCUGUUUCCCACAUCCUUGAAGACAAGAAAGGAAGGAUUGCGUUGCCAUGGCGUCACCGAGCGAGGGCGAUCAGACGGUGCCUGAUGGAGAGAGAGAAAAGGAGGCGACUAAGGUCAAAUCUAUUCAGUCCCACUAUCUCCGCUGUCCCUCCCCCAGCAGUUUCUCCGUGAUCUCGGAGUCCAGAUUCUCCAUGAUAUCAGGGUCGGAUGCCGAGAGCAUCUAUAUGGAGCCCAUUCACCUGUCCUCAGCUAUAGCUGCCAAACAAAUCAUCAACGAGGAGCUCCCACAACGGGGUAUCAGGGCAGAGAGUACCCCAGACAGCAUGUUGGAGACAGCGGAACAGCUGAUGGUGGAGGACCUGUACAACCGGGUGAAGGACAUGAUCGAUGACCGCAGCCCCUAUAACACCCCCUGUGUGAUGGACAUCCAGCGGGCCAUGGUACAGGACCGCCUGGAGGCCCCCAACAACCCCGUGGACGAGGUGUGGAACAACAUAUUCAUCGCUGAGAAAUCCGUGGCUGUCAAUAAAGCUCGUCUGAAGCGCAUGGGUAUCACCCACAUCCUGAACGCUGCCCACGGUACCGGGGUCUACACAGGGGAGGCCUUCUACGCUGGCAUGAACAUCGGCUACAUGGGUAUCGAGGUAGAUGACUUUGCAGAGUCUGACAUCUCCCCUCACUUCAGAACCUGCGCUGAGUUCCUGGAUGAGGCCCUGUUGACACACAAGGGUAAGGUCCUGGUGUCCUCUAUGAUGGGCGAGAGCCGCUCCGCUGUGCUGGUGGCUGCCUACCUCAUGAUUUUCCAACACAUGACCAUCAUGGAGGCACUGACCACUCUGAGGAAGAAGCGACCCAUCAACCCCAACGAGGGCUCUAAACAGCUGCGUCAGCUCAACGAGACGCUACUAGAGGAGCGUGAUGACGAUGAUGACGACACCCUCAGCCAAUGCUCCGUCAUCGACGCUCACACUCGCGCCCACCUGUUUGACGACGAAGAGAGCAUGAUGGGCGUGAAGGCCCACUCCAUCAUGAUGGAGGAGGAGGAGGACAGCCAAAGCGUGAUGAGUAGCGUGGCCUCGUCUGCCGCAGCCGCCGCCCUCAGAGACGGUGUUUUUGGAGGGCUGCGGAUGGGCCUGGAACGGGCAGAGACGACAGAGGGCCUGGCCCUGCCUGGAAAAGACGCUGGCGACGGUGGGGAGGAUACAGAGGAUGGGGAUGAAGAUGGCAUGAGCAUCCGCGAGUGGCAGAGGAGGAACGAAGAGUACAGAGCGAGGAGUGAGUGGGGGGAGGCACAGCAGCAACAGCUGAUGAGUGAGGCUGGGGGACGAGGAGUCUCUCCUGGGGGGCAUGAGGGGUCCUGGGCAACAGAAGACCUGGAGAGCGUGACCACCAAGGGCCCCUAG
This is a messenger RNA of Oncorhynchus kisutch (coho salmon), 1533 nucleotides long. RefSeq names its product inactive dual specificity phosphatase 27-like. Lineage: Eukaryota; Metazoa; Chordata; Actinopteri; Salmoniformes; Salmonidae. Gene Ontology annotation, cellular component: cytoplasm. Gene Ontology annotation, biological process: negative regulation of MAPK cascade; protein dephosphorylation. Gene Ontology annotation, molecular function: MAP kinase phosphatase activity; protein tyrosine/serine/threonine phosphatase activity. The record is from RefSeq and is a predicted model, not a curated record.